Molecule: messenger RNA, 853 nt
Organism: Alternaria alternata
Lineage: Eukaryota; Fungi; Ascomycota; Dothideomycetes; Pleosporales; Pleosporaceae
Exons: 4
Coding region: 148-705 (185 amino acids)
Source: RefSeq, a predicted model, not a curated record
CCACUGGAGAUGACCACCCAACGUCCUGGUACGUCAGUGGUCUCUUGGUCUGGGGUUGCGACGCGAGAAUGUGUCGGACCAACCGGCCCAGUCCACUUGUGUCACGGAACCCGGUGAUGUCAAGUGCUGUGAUUCGUGGCAUGAUGUAUGGGUUGGGUGGAGAGACAGGAGUGCACAGGAGUGCACAGCCCACUCGUGACCUGCGUUUCCCCGCACGAGGCUAUUGUAUAUACAGUCUGCAUACGCCGCGCUUGGUAUGUCUCACCGGACAGCGGAACACCAUACACGUUGCAAGCCAUCAAUCAAACACGUGCUCGUGGCGCCAUCUCCAUGGAAGAUGUUGCUGCAGCACAGAUGACAUCCACCCCUGGUGCCAGUGUCGUCCCAAGGCUCGGAAAGGUAGCAAAAUGGUACCUGCCUACUAUGGCCGCUGUAGCUGCUGGCUUUGGCGUGACCAAUGCACUUAAUGAGGCCAACCGCAAGGUUCACUCUGCACUUGAACUCACCCAGGAACAAAAGAACCAGAUGCUCAUGGACUCUUACGGCGAGCGCUCAAGUUUGGAAGACAUGGAGAGGGCCAUUGCUGGAAUGGAGGCUAAGAUGACUGCCAAGAAGGACAGGAGAAGGAUUCUCGAAGAGGCCUACGGCGACAAGGCCAGCCUUGAGGACCUCCAGAGGGCCAUGGAGCUCUACGAGGUGCAGUGAGUGAAGCAAGAGGAAGUGCUCCAUAAGAAGAGCAGAGUACCAGCUUCGCGCCUUAGAGCGCAUGCAGAUUGAGAAGAAGAGGAGGAAUAUCCCGCACGCAGAACGCUGCGGCGUCGCACCGUCAGGCCACGAGCAGACACAGACUCCA